AUGAAGUGGGUGGUGUUAGCCUUCCUCUGUCUCCAACUAACAGAGGGGCUCGUAAGGGUCCCUCUGAAGAAGGGUAAAUCUGCCCGUGAUGUCAUGCGCGAGAAGGGAAUUCUUAAAGAAUAUAUGAAAACACACAAGAGAGACCCAGCGUUGAAAUACAACUUCAACCAAAAAUUUGACUUUGCUGUGGCUUAUGAACCCAUGUACAUGGAUACUUACUACUAUGGAGAGAUCAGCAUUGGGACACCACCCCAGAACUUCCUGGUCCUGUUUGAUACAGGAUCUUCCAACUUGUGGGUACCAUCCACUUACUGUCAAAGUGCAGCCUGUGGCAAUCAUAACUUGUUCAAUCCCAGCCAAUCAUCCACUUACACAACUAAUAACCAGCAGUUCACUAUGUCCUAUGGAAGUGGAAGCGUGACUGGUGUUUUUGGCUACGAUACAGUAACAGUUCAGGGAAUCACCAUCAGCAACCAAGAAGUUGGCCUGACCUACUCCGAGAGUGGCAGCAGUUUUUACUACUCCAAGUUUGAUGGAAUCUUCGGCAUGGCCUAUCCAGCUAUGUCAGCAGGUGGCGCUACCACUGUCAUGCAGGGAAUGUUACAACAGAACCUGCUCAAUAAUCCCAUCUUCAGUGUCUAUAUGGGCAGCCAAUCAGGAGAGGUUAUUUUUGGAGGCGUUGACAACCAACUGUACUCUGGACAAAUCAUGUGGGCCCCAGUGACACAGCAGGUUUAUUGGCAGAUUGGAAUUGAUGCGUUCUCAAUUAAUGGACAAGCUACAGGAUGGUGCAGUCAAGGAUGUCAGGCUAUUGUAGAUACUGGAACCUCUCCUCUCACAGUCCCUCAGCAGUAUAUGGGAUCUUUUCUGCAGUAUCUGGGUGCACAGAAUAACAAUGGAGAAUUUCUGGUGAAUUGUAACAAUGUUCAGAACAUGCCUCCAAUCAGCUUCACCAUCAAUGGAGUCCAGUUCUCUAUCCCAGCCUCUGGAUAUAUACUUCAGAAUAAUGGCUACUGCACAGUUGGCGUUGAGGAAACUUACCUUCCAUCCCAGAAUGGACAACCUCUAUGGAUCCUAGGAGAUGUGUUCCUACGGCAGUACUACUCUGUCUAUGAUAUGAGCAACAACAGGGUGGGCUUUGCUCAGGCUGCAUGAAGAUUUCCAAAUAUUUCAGGCCAUCAAGGAAGCUCUUGAGAUAUUUACCUCAGCAGCAAUAACAAUGUAUUUCAUGAAUGAGCAGCAAAGGGAUGAUAUUUUCCCAAUAAAAUCUAGCCCUAUAUCAAACA
Bombina bombina (fire-bellied toad) is the source of this 1286-nucleotide messenger RNA. Its product is annotated as gastricsin-like. The transcript is spliced from 9 exons. The record is from RefSeq and is a predicted model, not a curated record. Gene Ontology annotation, biological process: proteolysis. Gene Ontology annotation, molecular function: aspartic-type endopeptidase activity. Bases 1 to 1155 code for a protein of 384 amino acids. Lineage: Eukaryota; Metazoa; Chordata; Amphibia; Anura; Bombinatoridae.